This is a messenger RNA of Tremella mesenterica DSM 1558, 1194 nucleotides long. RefSeq lists its product as uncharacterized. The record is from RefSeq and is a predicted model, not a curated record. The transcript has 2 exons. Bases 1 to 1194 code for a protein of 397 amino acids. Lineage: Eukaryota; Fungi; Basidiomycota; Tremellomycetes; Tremellales; Tremellaceae.
AUGAGCAGGACAGUAGCUUCAUUACCCGAUGGAAACGGUAUAUCUUUGUUUCCUGACGACGGACGGGACCCUCACAGACUCUCUGUUUCAGAUGGACCGUUCCAUCCAGAGUAUCUUGCACAUCCUCAAUCGAGUCUAGUUCCUCAGGUUCAAAAUUCAGUCAGACAUUAUUUGCACACUCUUUUUGCGCUGCAACAGGGAGCCGGACAAGGAUUUCCAUAUGGGUCAUUUGAAGCAUGUCAUCGAGGACUUCUCGACGCUCACAUAAACCUUACCAGAACUGGAAGCUUGAAUCCGUCUGAUGAAGGAAGGGUACGAGAAGGAACAAGGAAUUCUUCUUUUCAUCCUUCUCAUCAAACUCACCAACCUUCGUUCCCCAGUUCACAACCACGUCCAAAUCGUCUUGAUGCUUUUGAUGCUCGUAGUCUGAUUCAGACAUCGGAUGUGGUACGAUAUUCCCAACCCAUGAACGAACUCAACGGAGCAGGAUCCAUAAUACGACCAACCUUUUCCUCCCUUCAACAUCAAUAUACAAAUUCUCUACGACCCCAAUCUCUCUAUGGGCCUAUCGUAAAUUCCUUCAACACCACCUCGGUAACACCCUCAACCACCCAAGCAGCUAGGACAUACUAUCCCUACGGUUCACAGUAUUUCAACAACCAAUCUGGUGUUGAAACGAUUGAAAGACUUUUCACGCCAAAUGACCCAGCUCCACCUCCGGACUCAUCCUAUAUCAUCAUUUCAGCAGAUAGUAACAACUGGCUUCUUCCUAUCUAUCGUCCCAUCGAUAAAAUGAACUUCUUCACCCGGGGCAAAGAACUCUUCUUUGGAGAUAAACAUCAUUGGGUAAAACUUAACACAAACCCAGACAAACCAACAGGACAGGGAGAAGCUGUCAUCGCUGAUUUCACUCUAAGAUGGUCUCUUACUGUUAAAUCUGAAUUCACACAACUCGCAAUAAUCACUGGGAUUCUAUAUGAUGCUGCUACUCGUCUUUCGGGUGAACCACGUGCUCCACAAACCAAAGACAUCUUAAGUCAUAUGGCUUUUAGAGUGACUUAUCAACAAACUAUUUUCAAUGUGGUACCUAUUCACAGCUUGACCGAUCAUGGUAGGUCACUUUUGGGACAGGGACAGAUAGAGAUGGGAGGGAUGGAUACUCAACAUGUGUCUCGAGGAGAUUGGAGAUAUUAA